Messenger RNA from Homalodisca vitripennis (glassy-winged sharpshooter), 1041 nucleotides. RefSeq names its product H2.0-like homeobox protein. Bases 286 to 1026 code for a protein of 246 amino acids. The record is from RefSeq and is a predicted model, not a curated record. Gene Ontology annotation, biological process: regulation of DNA-templated transcription. Gene Ontology annotation, molecular function: DNA-binding transcription factor activity, RNA polymerase II-specific; sequence-specific DNA binding. The transcript is spliced from 4 exons. NCBI's taxonomy places the organism in Eukaryota, Metazoa, Arthropoda, Insecta, Hemiptera, Cicadellidae.
CUUACGUGAUCAACGUGUCGCCGGAUUAUGCGCGUUUACUUCGCUCGAAUCUGAUUUGUUGUGAUAUUUCUAAAUGUCGGUAAAUACAGUGCGAGAUUCAGAGGUUAUUUCUGUGAGUUACUCCAGGUAAUAAAUCGCGUAAGAGUCAAAUGUGUCAAAUCCGUAACUGGAAUUUUAAUUAGUAAUGAUAAAACAGUUCAUUUUUGGGAAUAUUAAGCCAAUGACAGUGAUUGUUAUGAAUUGUUCAAUAUAAUCGAGUUUAUAAGAUAAGCAGACACUUAUUUGAUGACUGUUUGUUCACUUUUGAGACGUACAAACUCGAGUAUGUCGGUUGAGGGAGGCAACAAGAUGGAAUCUGACAGACACUUUUUUAACAAACCGGAGAAAAGUGUCCAUGAACCUCAGCCUUGCACUUCAAGGGCACUCAAGUUCGGGAUGGACAGAAUCCUAUCCGACGAGAUAGCUCCUAGCAGGGAGUCCUCACUUCUGAGAUUCUCAUCACAAGAAGAACACAGCACCGCUGUCACCGCCAAGUCGACUCCACCGUGCUCCGAGUGUGUGAGCUCACUGCUGAGGUGCUGCCGCCUGGGAGGGGACUCACCGUCCAACUACAUGCGGCCCUUCUACCCCACAGUGCUCCACACCCCCAAGCCCAUUAGGCCUUACACUAACUUGAUACUGGAGAGUGAGGUGGCGGAGAGGAGUCCUCUGGCAGCUAACAACACUGCCAAGAGGAAGCGGUCGUGGUCCCGAGCCGUGUUCUCCAACCUCCAGCGCAAGGGACUGGAGAAACGGUUCCAGAUACAGAAGUACAUCACCAAGCCAGACAGGCGACAGCUGGCCGCUACCCUUGGGCUCACUGACGCUCAGGUGAAAGUCUGGUUCCAAAAUAGAAGAAUGAAGUGGAGGCAUAGCAAAGAAUUGAAGUUUCAUUCUGGCAGUUUCUCAACUUCAGAAUCUCAAGUCGAAUCAUUUCCCUCCAAUUCUUCAUCAUUUUCUACAAGUGUACAUGAACGGAGUAAUUAAAUUAGGUUUUUGUGA